Messenger RNA from Cynara cardunculus var. scolymus (artichoke), 876 nucleotides. RefSeq names its product zinc finger BED domain-containing protein RICESLEEPER 2-like. The coding region runs from base 1 to 876 and encodes 291 amino acids. The transcript has 2 exons. The record is from RefSeq and is a predicted model, not a curated record. Lineage: Eukaryota; Viridiplantae; Streptophyta; Magnoliopsida; Asterales; Asteraceae.
AUGAUAAUCAUACACGAGUAUCCACUUUCAAUAGUAGAACAUCAUGGGUUCCGAAAGUUUGUAGGGGGUCUUCAACCUUUGUUUAAGGUUUCGUCUCGAAACACCAUUAAAAGUGACAUACUAAAGAUUUAUGAUUUUGAAAUACAAAAGACAUUGAAGAUGUUAGAGAAGAACACCUCUAGGAUAGCAAUUACGACUGAUAUGUGGACGACUAACAAUCAAAAAAAGGGAUUUAUGGCGGUCACUGCUCACUUUGUUGAUCAAAAUUGGAAUAUGAAAAGUCGGAUCAUGAGAUUUAUUUAUGUGCCUUGUCCACAUACAUCUGUAGUUCUUGCGGAUGUACUUUAUGAUUGUUUAUUGGAUUGGAAUCUUGAUAGGAAACUGUCCACACUAACUGUUGGAAUCUUGUUGGACAGGCUUCCUAUGAGUUCACUUAUGAUGGGUGGGAGGUUGUUCCACAUGCGAUGUUGUGCACACGUUCUCAAUUUGAUAGUUCAAGAUGGAUUGGCUGUUCUUGGGGACGGGAUUGAAAGGAUUAGAGAUAGUGUGGCCUUUUGGAUUGCAUCACCAAAAAGAGAUCAAAAGUUUGAGGAAGCAGCUCGCCAAUUGAGAAUAUCAUCCACCAAGAAAUUGGCACUUGAUUGUAAGACUCAAUGGAACUCUACUUAUUUGAUGAUUAGUGUUGCUAUAGUUUACAAAGACGUCUUUCAACGCUUACACCAACGAGAGUCUCAGUAUAAAAAUUUGCCAACGCAACGGGAUUGGGAGUUUGCUAAAGAGAUUUGUGAUAGAUUGCAAUUAUUUUAUGAGGUAACAGUAAUGUUUUCUGGUUCAAAGUAUCCCACUACAAAUGUAUUUUUUUCCAUCGAUAUGUGA